GAAACUGCGAAACUCACCACGCGAAACAGCCAGCGUAUCUGCGCAAACCCAUCUACUCCAGAGUUUUGCUAUUCGCAAUCUCGAAAUGUUCUCAGUUCCGGGCUGGAACCUGUCUGCAACCCUAACCACACAGGUUGAGAAGCCCAAGGCCAAAGAUGGGCCUCCGGAGGGCAAGAAAAGCAAGAAGCGGAGACAGAAACGGGAGCAACGACAACAGGUUGAAAUCGACGCAGGGAACGUUGGAGAAUAUUGGGAGAGGGUCGUGGGUGGAAAGGACAACAUGCACCGGACGAACGCAUCCGAGACAUCGAAUAUGGCAGCACCGAACGCCGAAGUGAUGUCAGAAAAGACUGGCAAGAAACGGAAGAGGAAGAGUGAUGGGAAGGGCCCGGUAGGCGCUGGUGAUGGUAGGAGUCAAUAUGAGGGUCCUCCGGAAUCAGUCCCAGAAGAACAACUGGGCUCCGUGGACGUACCCUCGAAGCGCGAGAAGAAGAAGAAGCGCAAGCAGAACCACCAGCCGGCUUCUACCCCAGACAACAUGGCCGAGUCAACGACGCAACCCCCUGCCACUGCAACCGUUUCGCCUUUAAACGCCGAGCCGCCAACCCUGACCCCUCUUCAAAAAUCGAUGCGAGCGAAGUUGAUAAGUGCGCGCUUCCGACAUCUGAAUGAGUCGCUAUACACGAAGCCAUCGAAAGAAUCCUUGGAUCUUUUCAAAGACAACCCCGAUAUGUUCGAAGACUACCACCGGGGAUUCGCGCAACAAGUCGAAGUGUGGCCGCAGAACCCAGUGGAUGGGUAUGUCGAUGCCAUUCUCUCGCGAGGGAACAUUCGUACGAAGAACGUGUGGAAGGACAAGAAGCGGCGAGAGACAAACAUGAAGGGGGAAAAGGCAUCCAAGGAAGAUUCUGGCGCUGCCACUCCGUCAAGUCUGAAGCCUUUGCCACGGAACUCGCGCGGCCACUCCACGAUUGCAGAUUUGGGCUGUGGUACCGCGUCGCUCUCGUAUCGUCUUCAAUCUUCCCUCAAGCCACUCAACCUCACUCUACACUCUUUCGAUCUCUCGAAGCCAAGGGGCCCCACGGCAGACCUGGUCACGAUAGCGGACAUCUCAGCGCUGCCUCUACCAGAUGCCAGCGUGGAUGUGGCUAUCUUCUGCCUCGCGCUCAUGGGCACCAACUGGCUUGACUUCAUCGACGAAGCCUGGCGUAUCCUUCGCUGGCGUGGUGAACUCUGGGUCAGUGAGAUCAAGUCACGGUUUGGCCGCGUAGGAAGAGCCAGGGGUGCACCACCCAUCAAUUCCAUCGGCUCGUUGCGAAGAACAGACGGCAGAAAAAAGAAAAAGGGCAAGAAGGAAAGUGCGGUCGGACAAGACGGCCCAGAAGAUUCCGCCGACGAAGCCGAACUUGCGACUCAGGUGGACGGCGUGGAUUCCCAGCAGGAAGGCACAGAUGUAAGCGCCUUUGUGGCCGUCUUACGAUCUCGCGGGUUUGUGUUGGAUGCUCCACCUGAGCGCCCGUCUGAAGCGGUGGAUUUGAGCAACAAAAUGUUCGUCAAGAUGCAGUUCGUCAAGGGAGUGGCGCCGACGAAAGGGAAGAACGUAGAUGUAUCCAAGGAGCGAGCAAAGGACAAAGGUGACUCGGCAACAGCUAUGCGAAUGGGCAUCAAGGGGAAGAAGUUCCUUGCCGUGGCGGCUGCGAAUGGGGAUGGUGAUGGCGGGGACGAGGCCGACGCAAAGGUUCUGAAGCCUUGCUUGUACAAGAUACGUUAAGGAUGGCGGGUACCGUCUUGCCUCGCUCUCUCAGUGGUAGUCGAAACCACUUGUGACUUUCGGAUGGUAUGGCCAUCUGUUGCAAUGUCGAACAGGUUCAUUACGUCCGAUGCCUUCGAUAUCCUGCAGUUCAGAAACCUUGCAAUAUUGCACAGCCGUAGAGGGUGCGCAUGCUAUCUCGUGUGUCACGAGGCACUCUGCGACGAAUAGGCACCAAUGGUUUACGCGCGAGGGGCACAAUUUACAAAUGUCUUCUUUG
This is a messenger RNA of Westerdykella ornata, 2030 nucleotides long. RefSeq lists its product as uncharacterized. The transcript has a single exon. Gene Ontology annotation, molecular function: rRNA (adenine) methyltransferase activity. The record is from RefSeq and is a predicted model, not a curated record. Gene Ontology annotation, cellular component: nucleolus. Gene Ontology annotation, biological process: ribosomal large subunit biogenesis; rRNA methylation. The coding region runs from base 86 to 1771 and encodes 561 amino acids. Lineage: Eukaryota; Fungi; Ascomycota; Dothideomycetes; Pleosporales; Sporormiaceae.